Messenger RNA from Sitophilus oryzae (rice weevil), 8661 nucleotides. RefSeq names its product neurogenic locus Notch protein (gene N). The record is from RefSeq and is a predicted model, not a curated record. The transcript is spliced from 30 exons. Gene Ontology annotation, cellular component: plasma membrane; protein-containing complex. Lineage: Eukaryota; Metazoa; Arthropoda; Insecta; Coleoptera; Curculionidae. Gene Ontology annotation, biological process: cell differentiation; establishment or maintenance of epithelial cell apical/basal polarity; regulation of developmental process. The coding region runs from base 412 to 7857 and encodes 2481 amino acids. Gene Ontology annotation, molecular function: protein binding; calcium ion binding.
GAGAAAAGUCACAGGUUGUUUCUGGUCGUCGGCGUAGGAAGACGGGAACAAUCAGGUCGGCCAUUUUGGUUCUCCGGACCUACCGUGCCCCACCACUCUUAAUAGUGAUCUUACCGCCGUACUGUGCGUAUGUUUGACCUUUUGACGCGCGCGCUGCUCAAAUUUAUCCCAAUUUUCACUGGUUUUCGUGCGAUUUUCGACGGGAAAACUGUCAAAACUUGUACCGGACUGUUUCUAACAUGAGUUAGGCUCGGUAAGGAAACGUUACAGUGCGGUUUUGUGUGCGUUAAGGCGGAUUUUUCUUCGUUGUGUUGUUGACAGGAUACGAGACGGUGCUGUAUGUACCUUUUUACGGGAUAGGUAGACAAAAGUGAUACUGUGCCCCAUGUGUGGGACAACAGCUGGAUCAAAAUGUGGAUUAAUAACGUCAAGAAGAAGGAACUGUGGAUUAUAACCGUUGGAUUUUUCUUGGCGAUUUUGUUUGUGCCGCAAACAACAGGGUUGAUUUCGUGUUCGCCCAGUCCAUGUAAAAAUGGAGGGACAUGUAUAUCAUCGCCGACGCUGAAAGGAGAAAGUUUUUGCAAUUGUACAUCGAAGUAUGUCGGCGAGUACUGCCAACACCUCAACCCCUGUCACACGGGCAAGGGUCCCGGCCCGCGCUGCCAAAACGGUGGCUCGUGCCAGGUGAAGAUCGGCCCGGGCGGUGCGCCGAGCUUCGAAUGUCGUUGUCCUCUCGGGUUUAGCGCAUCGCUCUGCGAGAUCCCGAUCGCGAACAGCUGCGAUCGGAGGCCGUGCAUGAACGGGGGCACUUGCUCGCUGACGUCGCUGGAGUCGUACCAGUGCGGCUGCGCACCAGGAUUUACCGGGGAGCAUUGCGAGAAACAGGAUCACUGCGCAUCGCAGCCUUGUAGGAACGGCGCAGAAUGUACGAGCGUGGGCGAUUCUUAUCAGUGCACGUGCGCUCCUGGUUUUACAGGGGCCAGUUGUACCGAGGACAAGGACGAAUGCAAACAGAAACCCUGCAAGCAUGGGAAGUGCCAUAACACUCACGGCAGUUACGCAUGUACAUGUAGUGAAGGAUAUACAGGUCAGAAUUGUGAAAGCGAGUAUAUACCGUGUGACCCAAGUCCUUGUGCCAACGGUGGUACUUGCAGAUCGGGAGAAAAACACACUUACACCUGUGAUUGCCCUUCAGGCUUUCGAGGUCCAAAUUGUGAGGAGAACAUCGAUAAUUGUCCUGGUCACCAAUGCCAAAACGGCGGCAAAUGCAUUGAUGGUGUGAACACGUAUACCUGCGAAUGUCCUUCAACCUACACCGGUGAAUACUGUGAACAGGAUGUUGACGAGUGUGCGUUACGGCCGUCGGUGUGUCAAAAUGGCGCCACCUGCACCAACAGCGUGGGUGGUUUCUCUUGCAUCUGCGUGAACGGCUGGACAGGACCGGACUGCAGUGUAAACAUCGACGACUGCGCAGGAGCUGCCUGUUUCAACGGCGCAACGUGCAUCGACAGAGUGGGCAGCUUCUAUUGCAGAUGCACCUCUGGAAAAACCGGUUUGUUAUGUCACUUGGACGACGCCUGCACCAGCAACCCUUGUCACGCCGACGCUAUCUGCGACACCAGUCCCAUCAACGGCUCCUACACCUGCAGCUGUGCCUCGGGAUACAAAGGCGUCGAUUGUUCCGAAGACAUUGAUGAGUGCGAGCAAGGUUCACCCUGCGAACACGACGGUAUAUGCGUGAACACUCCUGGUUCAUUUGCCUGCAAUUGUACCCAGGGAUUCACCGGACCACGAUGCGAAACCAACGUGAACGAGUGCGAAUCCCAUCCCUGUCACAACGACGGGUCAUGUUUGGACGACCCUGGAACGUUCCGUUGCGUCUGUAUGCCCGGUUUUACCGGAACUCAAUGUGAAAUCGACAUAGACGAGUGCAAGGACACGCCAUGUUUAAAUGGCGGAGUCUGCCACGACUUGAUCAACUCCUUCAAAUGCACCUGUGCCAUAGGUUUCACUGGCUCCAGAUGUCAGAUCAACAUCGACGAUUGCGUUAGUCAACCUUGUAGAAAUGGAGGAACAUGCCAUGAUUCCAUUGCUGGGUACACCUGUGAAUGCCCUCCGGGUUAUACAGGUAUGUCUUGUGAAACCAACAUCAACGACUGUCAAUCUUCACCAUGUCACCACGGCGAAUGUCUGGACGGAGAGAACUCAUUCACUUGCAUGUGUCAUCCUGGUUAUAUUGGGAGACUUUGUCAAUACCAACUGAACGAGUGUGAUUCGAACCCGUGUCAAUAUGGAGGCAUCUGUCAGGACCUGGUUAAUGGAUAUCAGUGUAUUUGUAAGCCUGGCACGUCUGGACCCAACUGCGAGAUCAACAUCAACGAAUGUAACAGUAAUCCUUGUAGAAAUGGAGCUAAAUGUAUCGACGGUAUCAACAGUUACGCCUGCGAAUGUAUGCCUGGUUUCACUGGUCGGCAUUGCGAGAAUGACAUUGACGAAUGCGCUUCGAAUCCUUGUGCCAACGGUGGCGUGUGCAUCGACCUGGUCAACGGGUUCAGAUGCGAAUGUCCCAGAGGUUACUAUGACGCCCGAUGCCUCAGUGACGUGGAUGAGUGCAAGAGCAACCCUUGCAGACAUGGAGGAAGUUGCGAAGAUGGCGUCAAUCAGUUCAUCUGUCACUGUCUAGCUGGAUUUGGUGGAAAGCAAUGUGAAAUCAACAUCGACGAAUGCGCUAGCAAUCCCUGUCAGCACGGAGGCAUAUGCUACGACCAUUUGGCUUCGUAUACCUGCGAAUGUUUACCAGGAUAUUCUGGAAUCAACUGUGAGACUAACGUUGAUGAGUGCGCCAGCAAUCCGUGCAAGAACGGUGGAACGUGCAUCGAUCACGUGAACAGCUACGAAUGCGUGUGUGAACUUCCGUUCACCGGAAGAGAGUGCCAGGAUAGGUUGGAUCCUUGUGCUCCAAACAGAUGUCGCCACAACGCCAAAUGCACUCCGAGCUCAAAUUAUCUGGAUUUCGCUUGUACCUGCAACCUAGGAUAUACGGGGCGUUUCUGCGAACAAGACGUAGACGAGUGUGUAGUUUCCAGACCUUGUAGAAAUGGCGCCACCUGUAGAAACGUCAACGGAUCGUACCAAUGUCUCUGCGCAAGAGGAUACGAAGGAAAAGACUGUUCCAUCAACACCGACGAUUGCGCAUCAUCUCCAUGUCAAAACGGAGGUACUUGCCUGGACGAAAUCGGCGAAUUUACGUGCUUAUGCGUCAACGGAUUCGAAGGCAAACAAUGCGAAAUAGAUAUUGACGAAUGCUUAUCCAACCCAUGCAAAAACGGAGCCACUUGUAACCAGUAUGUCGAUUCCUACACCUGUACUUGCCCACUGGGCUUCUCAGGCAUAAACUGUGAUACCAACGACGAAGACUGUACAGAAAGCAGUUGCAUGUACGGUGGAACGUGCAUAGAUGGCAUCAAUUCCUACACGUGCAACUGCAAGCCGGGUUAUACUGGUUCGAACUGUCAAAAUCGCAUCAACUUGUGUGACAGCUCGCCGUGUAGGAACUACGCGACCUGUCAAGAUCACACCACGCAUUACACGUGUCACUGUCCAUAUGGAUAUACUGGAAAAGAUUGUGGAGAAUAUGUAGACUGGUGUUCAACGAAUCCUUGCGAGAAUCAAGCUACCUGUAAGCAAGUAAAGAAUCAAUACCAGUGUACCUGUGGCCCUGGAUGGACAGGAAAGGUCUGUGAUGUGGAAAUGGUCAGUUGUCAAGAUGCAGCCAUCAGAAAAGGAAUACCGUGGCAAUUCCUUUGCAACAACGGUACUUGCGAGACCAUCGGCAACUCUCACAGAUGUCACUGCAAGGAAGGCUACACGGGCUCCUACUGCCAAAUCGAGAUCAACGAGUGCGAAUCCGCGCCCUGUCAAAACGGCGCCACUUGCAAAGAUCUGAUCGGUUCCUAUUCCUGCGAGUGUCCUAAAGGAUUCCAAGGCCAGAACUGUGAACUGAACAUCGACGACUGCCAGCCGAAUCCCUGCCAAAACGGCGGCCUGUGCCACGACCUCAUCGACGGUUUUCUAUGCUCCUGUCCCGCGGGAACAUUGGGAUACUUGUGCGAGAUCAAUCACAAUGACUGUCAGUCGGAUUCCUGUCACAAUAACGGCACCUGUAUUGAUAAAGUUGGCGGGUUCGAAUGCAAAUGUCUGCCUGGAUUUGUUGGACCUCGAUGCGAGGGGGAUAUCAACGAAUGUUUGUCGAAUCCUUGCUCGAAUCCUGGUACACAAGCUUGUAUACAACUGGUCAAUGAUUAUCAGUGUAACUGUAAGCCUGGCUAUACCGGUCAUCAUUGUGAAGAAAAGACGAACGUUUGUGCUGCUUCGCCUUGUCAGAAUGGAGGAGUAUGCACUAUCGUCUAUCAUGGUCACAAAUGCACAUGCCAGGAAGGAUAUUAUGGUAAAAACUGUCAGUUCAGCGGGUACGAUUGCGACUCCGAUCCUUGUCAAAAUGGAGGAACAUGCAGAAUAUCAGAUGCUGGAGGUUAUGUUUGUGACUGUCCCGUUGGUACUGCAGGCGUUAAUUGUGAAAUCGACUCUUUGAAUGAAUGCAACAGUAACCCAUGUAGACAUCCAAAUGCCGUCUGUCAGGAUAAGUUUGGAGACUACGCUUGCUAUUGCCCUCCAAAACACACAGGCAAGAACUGUGAAAUCUAUGAUAAGAAUGCACCAGCAGGAUUGGGAGUUUCCAUAAAAACAUCCAUAGAUUUCAGUAAAUACUUCGAAAAGGACUUGGAACGACAAAGACAGCAAUGCAUCAAAAAUAAGUGUGCUUCUAAGAGAGGCAACAGGCGAUGUGACGAAGAAUGCAACACUUACGCUUGUGAUUUUGAUGGCAACGAUUGUUCGUUAGGUAUCAAUCCAUGGGCUAAUUGCACCGCCCCAAUCAACUGUUGGGACCAUUUCUACGACGGUCAUUGCAACGAGGAAUGUAACACGCCCCAGUGUCUGUUCGACGGACGCGACUGCGAGAAGAAGCUGAACCCGUGCAACCCGAUCUACGACGCCUACUGCCAAAAACACUACGGCAACGGCCAUUGCGAUUACGGUUGCAACAACGCCGAAUGCAACUGGGACGGUCUGGAUUGCGACGAGGAACCACCGGAACUUGCCGAAGGCGUUAUCUCUAUGAUCGUCCUCAUGGAUAUGCAGGCCUUUAGAAAAAACCUGAUAGCUUUCUUAAGAGACACGUCACACCAGUUAAGAACAACGGUACGCGUUAAAAAGGACCGACUUAACAACGACAUGAUCUACCCAUGGGUCGGUAACACCAGAAGUCACCUCGAUGGCGACUUCAGUUCCAAACACCACAUCAUCUACUCGGAAACCGCCCAAUCCGGCGUCAAAGUCUACUUGGAAAUCGACAACAGGAAAUGUACGGAGUUCGGCGAAAAUUCCGAGUAUUGCUUCCAAACAGCCAGCGCAGCUGCAGAAUUUCUGGCGGCCAAAGCCUCCAAACAUUCGUUGUCUCAAAGCUUUCCGAUUUAUCAAGUUAACGGAGACUCGGACUUCGAUGAUGACGUCACCCAGCCGACUAACAGCAAGUACGUCUUCGGAGGAAUCGCCAUUGUCCUGAUAACGGCCUUGGCAAUCGUGAUGGUCAUACAAGCUCAAAGGAAGCGAGCUGCCGGUAUUACUUGGUUCCCGGAAGGUUUUCUGCGUAAUAACUCGAGUUUGGGAAGGCGCAGGAGAGGUCCGGAAGGUCAGGAACUGAGGAACUUGAGCAAGAAUCAGUCGAUUCCUGGAUUGGAGUUGGAUUCGCAGCAUGGGCACAUACCGCAGUACUCGGACGAUGACUAUCCUAGCUAUCCUCUGCCUCCCAAACGAGGAAGGGUUGGUGAAACUGGAUACUCUAGCGAUCAGACUGCUAUUACGGAGUAUGAAGAAGCUGAACCUAGAUGGACUCAAACUCAUCUGGAAGCUGCGGAUAUUAGACCAUCGGCUAUGUUAACUCCUCCACAAGGCGAAAACAACCACGACAUAAAUGCCAGAGGCCCUUGCGGUAUGACGCCCAUCAUGGUAGCCGCCAUCAGAGGCGGCGGAAUGGACACUGGCGAGGAGGACGAAGACGAGUCCGCAGGCGCGGUUAUUCAAGACCUCGUAGCCCACGGAGCAGACUUGAACGCAACCAUGGACAAGACCGGAGAGACCACGCUCCAUUUAGCAGCAAGAUACGCACGAGCAGACGCCGCCAAACGAUUAUUGGAUGCCGGAGCGGACGCCAAUGCUCAAGAUAAUACCGGAAGGACGCCACUGCAUGCCGCCGUAGCGGCUGAUGCUUUGGGGGUAUUCCAGAUUCUUUUGAGGAACAGGGCUACCAAUCUGAACGCUAGAAUGAACGAAGGAACCACUCCACUUAUUCUGGCAGCGAGGCUGGCAAUUGAAGGAAUGGUUCAAGACCUGAUUAGCGCAGAAGCAGAUAUAAACGCAGCUGACAAUUCCGGCAAAACGGCGCUUCACUGGGCCGCAGCUGUCAAUAACGUCGAAGCUGUCAACAUUCUAUUGGCUCAUGGCGCCAAUAAAGAUGCGCAAGACGAUAAAGACGAGACACCAUUAUUCCUAGCUGCCAGAGAAGGUUCUUUCCAGACUUGUAAAGCUUUGUUGGAAGCCUUUGCAAACCGAGACAUCACUGAUCAUAUGGAACGACUGCCCAGAGAUAUUGCUUGCGAAAGGUUACAUCACGAUAUUGUAAGGCUUCUGGACGAGCACGUACCACGGAGUCCUCAAAUGGUUAGCGUAGUUUCCAACAGUCAACUGAUGACCUCUCCAACAGGGCAUAUGCUGCAACAGCCCACAGUCAUUAUGGCUCAUAAUAAAAGGCAGAAAUCCAAAAGGCCUUCGAAGGUUACAAGUCCGAUAAGCCCGCAGGAUGGGGCAGAUAACGGCAAUGCUACAGGAGGAAGUAUAAGAAGAAAAGCAAGCGUGAAACGGUCAAAUAACAACAACAAUAAAAAGGCUCAGCAACAGACUCAAAUAACAGAAAUACCACCACAAAGUGCAGAAUCUGCCGCCUCUACAUUGAGCCCGGUCGAGUCACCCAUGACCAACUUGCCCAGUCCAUAUGACGCUACCACCCUGUACUCAAACAUGGGUCUCACGCCUCAGAGUUUAGAGUCCUUGAUGAAUAACAAGCAGCCGCCAAGCUACGAAGACGUGGUAAAAAAUACGUUACAGUUUGGCAUUGAUAACUACGGUGCGUUCAAUAUUUUUCAACAGGACGCAUUAUUGAUGCAACAGAGACAGCUCCAGAAUACCCUGAGUCCCCCAUAUUCAAACCAGUCCCCACCACAUUCUGUGCAGAGUAACAUGUCUCUCUCACCGCAAGGAUAUAAUGGAUCGCCCUCCCCUGCCAAAACGCGUCCAUCGCUACCCACCAGCCCUACUCACAUCGCCGCGAUGCGAGCGGCAACACAGCAGAAGCACGGUGGGGUUCCCCAAACGCAAACCUUGCCCAUGGGUUUCGAUUUCAGCCAGACAGGCUUGGAGUUGCCCCUCAGUUAUAUGGGAGGCAACGCGCAGACGUUGCAACAGAGCCAAACACAGCAGGCACAACUGCAAGCCCAGGGUCAGGCGUUUAAUCAACAAAACUACUACAUGACCCCGCCCUCCCAACACAGCGACCAAUUGCUACCCGAUAACUUUCCGACGCCCUCGCCGGAAAGCCCCGGCCAUUGGUCGUCCAGUUCGCCAAGGUCGUGCAACUCCGACUGGUCCGAAAAUGUAGCCAGUCCGAACACCGGUACCUACGUAGCACCAUCUGCCGUUGGGGGGCACCAAACUAACAAAGGUUCGGACGCCAUCUACAUUUGAAUGGUUGAACUGCAUUUUCGUUCGGUAUAUACAUAUAUGUUACGGUUAAAGUGCUUAUGUGGGCUAGUUUGUGAACUAGUUGGGAGAGAAUACAAACUAUAUAAAAUAGUUUGUGUACUCUCCCAGUUAGACUAUAAAUUAGCUGGGUAAAAACUUUAAUAUUAAGAUAUACAAAACAACCAGUGAAGAGACUUCUAAGUAUAUUUAGCUAAAAUUAUGUGAUCUGGUAAAAUAAUGUUGUUGACUGUUGUGACUUUUUUUGAAGCGCACGUGAAUUUUUUAUUAUUAUUAUUAUAUAUUCGACAUGUGGUCUCAUUUUUAGAUCUAUAUAUUAUUUUUUGUAAAAAUUUUUAGUAGUUUUGUUUAAAUAAUCCGAAAAUAAUCGGAAAAAUUUCGAAUAUUUUUGUACACAGACAAAGGUGAAAUGCAUUUAGUGACGUGUGACCAUGACACGUGUCAAUAUUGUAGGUUUUUAACCAGAAUUCCUAUUUUCUUCAAAAUAUUCAGUUUUGUAAGUUAAAUUAUUGGUUAUUUUCAAAAAUAGUAAAUAGAAAAUAGUUUUAUUUUGUACAGAUUUACCACUCAUUACCAUCCACAUACUUACACUUAUUUAAGAGACACCCUAUAUAUUUAAAAAAAUAUUUUUAAUAAUGCACAUCUUUGGGUCACACGUCAUUUGCAAAAUGUUCUUAUUUUUUUCAAAUAUCAAGCAAUAAUUUAUCUCUCCUUGUUUUUUAUACAGGGUGGUCCGAAUUGUAUUCCGGAAACUUCGGCAACAUAUUCUGCAGAUAAAAAUAAGUAAAA